Hirundo rustica (Barn swallow) is the source of this 2792-nucleotide messenger RNA. RefSeq names its product methylenetetrahydrofolate dehydrogenase (NADP+ dependent) 2, methenyltetrahydrofolate cyclohydrolase (gene MTHFD2). The record is from RefSeq and is a predicted model, not a curated record. Gene Ontology annotation, cellular component: mitochondrion. The transcript is spliced from 8 exons. Gene Ontology annotation, biological process: tetrahydrofolate interconversion. NCBI's taxonomy places the organism in Eukaryota, Metazoa, Chordata, Aves, Passeriformes, Hirundinidae. The coding region runs from base 1 to 1014 and encodes 337 amino acids. Gene Ontology annotation, molecular function: methylenetetrahydrofolate dehydrogenase (NADP+) activity; methylenetetrahydrofolate dehydrogenase (NAD+) activity; methenyltetrahydrofolate cyclohydrolase activity.
AUGGCCGCCGCGCUCCGGCCCCUCCGCGCCUUCAGCCGCGCCGCCGUGGAGCCCUGCGCCCGCCGCCUGCAGCUCAGCGCCGCCCGGGGGGACGCCGUGGUGAUCUCGGGGAGGAAGCUGGCCCGGCAGAUCCGGCAGGAAGCGCGGCACGAGGUGCAGCAGUGGGUGGCUGCAGGGAACAGGAGGCCACACCUGAGCGUGGUGCUGGUGGGGGAGGACCCGGCCAGCCACUCCUACGUCCUCAACAAAACCAAAGCGGCCGCUGAUGUGGGGAUCAGCAGCGAGACCAUCCUCCGGCCGGCCUCCAUCACCGAGGAGGAGCUGCUGGAGCUGAUCAGCAGACUCAACAACGACGCGGCCGUGGACGGGCUGCUGGUGCAGCUUCCCCUGCCUGAGCACAUCGACGAGCGCAGGGUCUGCAACGCCGUGAGCCCGCACAAGGAUGUGGACGGGUUCCACGUGCUCAACGUGGGCCGGAUGUGCCUGGACCAGGACUCCAUGCUGCCUGCCACGCCCUGGGGCGUCUGGGAGAUCAUCCAGAGAACAGGGAUCCCCACGCUGGGCAGGAACGUGGUGGUGGCGGGCAGGUCCAAGAACGUGGGGAUGCCGAUCGCGAUGCUGCUGCACACCGACGGCAGCCACGAGCGCCCUGGAGGUGACGCCACGGUGACGAUCUCGCACCGCUACACGCCCAAGGAGCAGCUGAAGCAGCACACGAUCCGCGCCGACAUCGUGGUGGCAGCCGCAGGCAUCCCCAACCUGAUCACGGCCGACAUGAUCAAGGAGGGAGCGGCGGUGAUCGACGUGGGCAUCACCAGGGUGCAGGAUCCCAUCACGGCCAAGCCCAGGCUGGUUGGGGACGUGGAUUUUGAAGGGGUGAGGAAGAAGGCGAGUUACAUCACCCCGGUGCCCGGCGGCGUGGGGCCCAUGACCGUGGCCAUGCUGAUGAAGAACACCAUCAUCGCUGCCAAGAAACUGCUGAAACCCAAAGAGCUCGAGGCUCUGCCGGCUUAACCGGGGCCCCUGGGAGCCAGGCCUAGCCGGGCCCCCUCCGGGAACCGGGCUUAACCGGGGCCCCUGGGAGCCAGGCCUAGCCGGGCCCCCUCCGGGAACCGGGCUUAACCGGGGCCCCUGGGAGCCAGGCCUAGCCGGGGCCUCUCCAGCCCACGACAUUCCAGACUGACUCCCAAACAGGCCGAUAGAAAAUGCAAUAUUUUUUAUUUAUUGUUUCGCACGUGGGGCUUUUCCCCACUCGGAGGUCACAGGUAUUUAUUGGAAGCGUGGCUGAGCUGGGAUUUUCCAGACUCCUCCUGCUCUGUGUUUGAGCUGGGAUUACCCACACUCCUCCCGCUCUGUGUUUGAGCUGGGAUUAUCCACACUCCUCCUGCUCUGUGUUUGAGCUGGGAUUACCCCACGCUCCUCCCACUCUGUGUUUGAGAUGGGAUUAUCCACGCUCCUCCCGCUCUGUGUUUGAGAUGGGAUUACCCACGCUCCUCCCGCUCUGUGUUUGAGUUGGGAUUAUCCACGCUCCUCCUGCUCUGUGUUUGAGCUGGGAUUAUCCAUGCUCCUCCCGCUCUGUGUUUGAGCUGGGAUUACCCAUGCUCCUCUCGCUCUGUGUUUGAGCCUGGAUUAUCCACGCUCCUCCCGCUCUGUGUUUGAGCCUGGAUUAUCCACGCUCCUCCCGCUCUGUGUUUGAGCCUGGAUUAUCCACGCUCCUCCCGCUCUGUGUUUGAGAUGGGAUAAUCCACGCUCCUCCCGCUCUGUGUUUGAGCCUGGAUUAUCCACGCUCCUCCCGCUCUGUGUUUGAGCCUGGAUUAUCCACGCUCCUCCCGCUCUGUGUUUGAGAUGGGAUUAUCCACGCUCCUCCCGCUCUGUGUUUGAGCCUGGAUUAUCCACGCUCCUCCCGCUCUGUGUUUGAGCCUGGAUUAUCCACGCUCCUCCCGCUCUGUGUUUGAGUUGGGAUUACCCACGCUCCUCCCGCUCUGUGUUUGAGCUGGGAUUAUCCAUGCUCCUCCCGCUCUGUGUUUGAGCCUGGAUUAUCCACACUCCUCCUGCUCUGUGUUUGAGCUGGGAUUACCCCACGCUCCUCCUGCUCUGUGUUUGAGCCUGGAUUAUCCACAUUCAUCCUGCUCUGUGUUUGAGCUGGGAUUACCCCACACUCCUCCUGCUCUGUGUUUGAGCCUGGAUUAUCCACGCUCCUCCUGCUCUGUGUUUGAGCUGGGAUUAUCCAUGCUCCUCCCGCUCUGUGUUUGAGCUGGGAUUUUCCACGUUCCUCCUGCUCUGUGUUUGAGCCUGGAUUAUCCACACUCCUCCUGCUCUGUGUUUGAGCUGGGAUUUUCCACGUUCCUCCUGCUCUGUGUUUGAGCUGGGAUUAUCCACACUCCUGAGCCAGCCCUGCUCCUGCAGGAGCUGCCUGGGAUCCUGGCAAUUCCAGCAAUCCCAUGGGAUGCACACCUUGAUGGCUCUCUUCUCCGAGUGCUGGCAUUCCCAGUUUCCUCCUCAGUGCUGGAUGUUUAGUUUAAGCUCUUCUGUAGAGGAAUUACUUGAAAAAAAAAUUAAAGCCAUAUUUGUGUCCUGGGCCUGUGCAGGCCCUGGGCUGGUGUAACACGUUCUAGAGUGCAGCUAGGCUGGGUUUUUUUGCUCUUUGGCUGGUGAAUUUUUUAAAAGCCUUUUUUUCUAACCAAAGAACACCUUUGGGCUGGGGGAAGGUUUCCUGCACUGUGUUGUGAAGUGUGCGUGCUCAGUGAGUGAUGCAGGCUGGCUAAAUAAAGUGUGAGAAGACAAAAAACCAA